AUGACGACUUCGCUGCUCCUGCACCCGCGCUGGCCGGAGAGCCUGAUGUACGUCUAUGAAGACAGCGCGGCGGAGAGCGGCAGCGGCAGCGGGGCCGGCGCGGGGGGCAGCGCGGGGGGCGGCUGCAGCGGGUCGAGCCCCGCCAAAGCCCCCAGCAUGGACGGGCUGGGCAGCGGCUGCCCGGCGAGCCACUGCCGCGAUCUGCUGCCGCACCCCGUGCUGGGCCGCCCGCCCGCUCCCCUGGGCGCUCCCCAAGGGGCCGUCUACACGGACAUCCCGACCCCGGAGGCGGCUCGCCAGUGCGCCCCGCCGCCGCCGCCCCCGGCGCCCCCCACCUCGUCCAGCGCCACCCUGGGCUACGGCUACCCGUUCGGGGGCAGCUACUACGGCUGCCGCCUGUCGCACAACGUGAACCUGCAGCAGAAGCCCUGCGCCUACCACCCGGGCGACAAGUACCCCGAGCCGUCGGGCGCCCUGCCCGGGGACGACCUGUCUUCCAGAGCCAAGGAGUUCGCCUUCUACCCCAGCUUCGCCAGCUCCUACCAGGCGAUGCCAGGCUACCUGGACGUGUCGGUGGUGCCCGGGAUCAGCGGGCACCCGGAGCCGCGGCACGACGCGCUCAUCCCCGUCGAAGGCUACCAGCACUGGGCUCUCUCCAACGGCUGGGACAGUCAGGUGUAUUGCUCCAAGGAGCAAUCGCAGUCCGCGCACCUCUGGAAGUCUCCCUUCCCAGAUGUGGUUCCCCUACAGCCGGAGGUGAGCAGCUACCGGCGGGGACGCAAAAAGCGUGUGCCCUACACCAAGGUGCAGCUGAAGGAGCUAGAGAAGGAGUACGCAGCCAGCAAGUUCAUCACCAAAGAGAAACGACGGCGCAUCUCGGCCACCACAAAUCUCUCCGAGCGCCAAGUCACCAUCUGGUUCCAGAACCGGCGGGUCAAAGAGAAAAAGGUGGUCAGCAAAUCAAAAGCACCUCAUCUGCACUCCACCUGA
This is a messenger RNA of Suncus etruscus (white-toothed pygmy shrew), 990 nucleotides long. It is a transcript of the gene HOXC13, whose product is annotated as homeobox C13. NCBI's taxonomy places the organism in Eukaryota, Metazoa, Chordata, Mammalia, Eulipotyphla, Soricidae. Bases 1 to 990 code for a protein of 329 amino acids. Gene Ontology annotation, molecular function: DNA-binding transcription factor activity, RNA polymerase II-specific; RNA polymerase II cis-regulatory region sequence-specific DNA binding. Gene Ontology annotation, biological process: regulation of transcription by RNA polymerase II. The transcript is spliced from 2 exons. The record is from RefSeq and is a predicted model, not a curated record.